UUGUUUUAAAAUAUAUAAUUUCUGAGCUGUUUUAAAUGUUAUUUGACACUUGUGACUUGAAGUCUAAAAUGAAUAAAAAGCUAACAUUAAUAAUUUCCCUUUUUGUGGUAUUUUUACGAGGGUUUCUUAGCGAAUUGCCUCCAGGUAAUUUAACCGAUUUUUCGGUAUGUAAGGUGAGUCAUUUGGGAUUGGGAUAUACAGGCACUAUUGCCAAGACCGAGUCUAGGGUAAGAUGUCAGACUUGGUCUAUGGAUAUGCCCCACAAAAUCGAUCAAAAAAUUACUGACGACGCGUUUCCUUUUGGAUCUAAAAAAUUUUCUAAAAACUAUUGCAGAAAUCCAGAUAGAAGGGUUGAUGGACCUUGGUGUUAUACCAUGAAUGAGGAUUUGAUGUAUGAAACCUGUGCUGUACCUUUGUGUUCAUUUUCAGAAUGUAAAAUUACUGGACCUGGUAGUGAGUAUGGAGGAAAUCAUAAUAGAGGUGUUUCAGACCGAAAAUGUUUGAAAUGGAGUAAAGAUCGUUCAAAAGUGAUGUCGAACGGUAACUAUACGAAGGUUAAGAAAUUUUCUGAUUAUCUAUUUCCGGAUGGUAGUGCAAAUAAAGCAAAAAACUACUGUAGGAAUCCUGAUGGUGACAUUGGCAGGUUUUUUUUCUAAAAUAAGAAUAUGUUUAUAUAUCUCCUUGAAUUUGUCUAGGAGGACCGUGGUGUUUUGUAGAGAACGACGAACAAAAUUAUCUAGAGAAAGAAUACUGUGAUAUACCAUCUUGUGACGAUCCAGA
This is a messenger RNA of Sitophilus oryzae (rice weevil), 780 nucleotides long. RefSeq names its product plasminogen-like. The record is from RefSeq and is a predicted model, not a curated record. NCBI's taxonomy places the organism in Eukaryota, Metazoa, Arthropoda, Insecta, Coleoptera, Curculionidae. Bases 36 to 656 code for a protein of 206 amino acids. The transcript has 3 exons.